Molecule: messenger RNA, 3323 nt
Organism: Conger conger (European conger)
Lineage: Eukaryota; Metazoa; Chordata; Actinopteri; Anguilliformes; Congridae
Exons: 5
Coding region: 192-1823 (543 amino acids)
Biological process (GO): regulation of transcription by RNA polymerase II
Molecular function (GO): RNA polymerase II cis-regulatory region sequence-specific DNA binding; DNA-binding transcription factor activity
Source: RefSeq, a predicted model, not a curated record
AGCAAACGGAAGUAGGGUAAUUGUGUGAUUGCAUGGUGGUGGUUUGCACUAAGGGAUAGCACAAGCUAACUAUUAACUAUAAACAUUUUUUUUUUUAUGGGCAAAAAGUGUGUAUCGUUUGCUAAGCUUGUAUUUAAAAUAGAUGCACUCUAAACGAACUCGAAAAUAGGUGGUUUUAAAUCAAUUGCACAAUGUCGAAUUGUGUUGCUUUCCAGACUCAGUUAGCCUCCAUCAUGGAGUUAUUGGUUCAAGCAGCCGUGGCAGAAAUGGGCAACCUUGUCGACGAAGAUACUGCUAUUGUGCUACGUUUGGAAGUGGCUGGACAGCAGACCGAUAACGAAGUGCUGAAGCAGAGAAUACAGACACAGAAUGAGUUAAUGACGAGCCGGUUUGCUUCAAUCAUGGGAAUGCUCAGUAAAGAGGCCCUGGACAAAAUAACCAAACUCGUCGAUGAAACGAAACAGCAGUUGAUGGAGCUGGAGUUGAUGACUGCGGAGGAUACCGAACAAGAAAGCUGUUUGAACGGUCUUACUGUCGCAGAAUGUGUGGAAGAGCAUACUGGUGUGAAGGAGGAAGACAAUUCAGUGCACCUUGUGUUGAAAGCCCAGUCUGUGGAUCUGGAGGAGGACAGUCCAGAAUCUCCUCUGUGCAGGGAGGAAAGCCUUGAGUAUGACUCUGACACGACUGAGCCACAACAAGGACUGAAAUGCACUGCAGAGAAAGCAGUUUGGGCCACAUCUGAUUUUGGAAGGGGGUUUUACAAUGACCAUCAGUACUGGGAAGAAAAUGACAAUGUGGAGUAUGACUUGCAGUCCACACUUGUGGAAUCGAACAGCAAUACUAAAGAAAAGCACGACUCAAUCCUAAUUGCCUGGACUCCAAGCACUGCUGACAACGGAGAGAAACUUUUCAUUUGCACAGAGUGCGGAAAGAGUUUUUCAAAGUUAAAUCGUCUUACUGCACAUCAGCGAAUUCACACGGGAGACAAACCUUUCAGCUGCAUGCAUUGCGAGAAGACUUUCACGCAGAAGCACAGUCUGAGUGAACACCAGAGAAUUCACACCGGGGAGAAGCCGUACAACUGCGAUGUGUGCGGAAAAUGUUUCAACAAACGCGCCCAUCUCCAAACGCACCAGAGAAUUCACACGGGAGAGAAGCCGUUUACUUGUGGCGAGUGUGGGAAGAGUUUCAAUGUUGCGCAGAAUCUUAAAAGGCACCAGGCAAUUCACACCGGAGAGAAAGCUUUCAGUUGUGUGACGUGCCAGAGGAGUUUCACUCGUGCUGUGACACUUAAAAUUCACCAGCUGAUUCACACCGAGCAGAAGCCACUCAGCUGCGUCGUAUGUGGAAAGGGUUUCCGCCAGGCCGUUAACCUGAAAACGCACGAGCGCAUUCAUACAGGACAGAAACCGUUCAGCUGUUCCAUAUGCGGGAAAGCUUUCCGCCUGUCUGUUAAUCUUAAAAUACAUCAGCGUAUUCACACAGGAGAGAAACCGUACAACUGUGGACUCUGCGGAAAGAGUUUCACUCAGAAGUGUGGUCUAAAACUGCACCAGCGUACUCAUACAGGAGAAAAACCAUACUGCUGCGACGUGUGUGCUAAGAGGUUCAAUAAUUCGCAAAGUCUUAAAUUGCACCAGCGAACCCAUACGGGAGAGAAGCCGUACAGCUGUGACAAGUGCGGCAAGACAUUCAGCCAAGGCAGUCACCUCCGGACACACAAACGGAUACAUACAGGAGAGAAACUGUACAUGUGUGAUAAAUGUGGGAAGAAUUACUGUGAUCUGAGGAAUCUUAGGCUACAUAAGUGUGUUUAUGGUUGAAUCGGUCCAUAACUACACAGGGUUUCAUAUUUUAAAUGCCACAGAUCUGCAUGUGACUAUGAGGAUUGACCUAUGUGAUACUUGUCACUGAACUAUUUUUUUCCUCAGGCUAUAGGUAAAAUGCAUAUGUUAACUUGUAUGCGUUUCAAUCUAGGAGUGCGUAAUUACUGUGCACGAAUAGAAUUUGAAUUUGCUUUCCUGCAGAUUCUUAACAUGUUUAAUGUCAUUAAAUCAAAGUUCCGAUUUAGUUUGACAUUUAGAAGACACUAAAUCCCAAGCAUUAAAUUAAUUGGACAGCAUGACCUGUACAAUUCAUGACCUUUUCUAAGCAUAAAACUGAGACACAGUGACAGUCAUUGCAUAUGGUCAUUAUGCACUAAUACACUCACAUGCAUAUUCAACACCAUGAAAUUUAGUUUUGCAAUAUUUCAAGAAAACAACUAUCCUAUAGUAACUUUACGUUACAACGUAAAAAGCAAUGCUUUUGUGACUAAAAUCAUUUAGUUAUUUUCUUUUUUUUAUUUCCAUAUCAAUUAGAAACAUUAAACUGAAAUGAUGGAAAGGUGCAUUAACCAGUUAUUUGGACAGACCAAGACUUACCUUGCUUAAUCAUAUAAAUUUGUAUGUACUUGAAUUAAGAAAAUAUUGACAAAAUGUAAAUUCACCUCCCUUAAAUAAAAUGUGUGGGCAAAGCCUUUGUGCAUCGUUUUAACUUACAAAGGGUAAGGUUUUCAGGGUGACUCUUGCAGUGUACAUAAGGUCCCUAUUGGAUGCGUAUGUUGAAUUAACACUGGACAUUUUACUGUAUAGUUAUAACCUGACAUGGGACAGAAUGUUGUCAUAUCGGUGAUAGGCUUACAGAAUUUAGCUUUAUCUAAUAUUUUGCGUUUUCUUUGACCAUUAUGUAAACCUCUUCACACACGUUAAAGGUCAAGCAGAUUGCACAUGAUUGUGUUUGGUGUUAUGUCAUCAAAGAAAAUACAACAGUGUAAAUGUGGGCUGUGGUAUAUCAGUGCUUGGAGGUGGAAUAAAACAGAUCCAAUCCAGGAACCAAUUAGCAUUGGUAAGAGAGUGAGCAAACUCCAAUACAGAAGAAGGGCUUGUUCUAUGCAGGUGCUGUGCAAAUCCACUAUUAUUUUCUUAAUAAACUGGAUUGGCUGAUAGUGGACACUGAUACGACUGAUACGCAAUGUUGCCAGUAUAUUUUGUGGAUAUACACCCUGUCUGCAAUAUACCAAUCUGUAUGCAUCCACUUUAGCCAAACAUUCUCUAUUCCAGAUGUUCCUGAAACUGCUCUCUGAGGGAUGAACUUUUGUAUGCAGCUUUCCCCUUAACCAAUAAAGUUCCAUAAUUUUGUUCAAGAACAAAUUUCAGCCCAGUUCAGGUUCGCUUGCCUCUUGCCAUUUGCUUUGUCUUUAAACCCUUCAUUUCCCACAACUGGCUUCAAUCAACAGAUUUCUUUAGGAUCUCAUUGCUCAUUGAAUUAUGUGGUAUGACUGA